UCCAGACAGCCUCUCCAUUACCUCAACAUUGCAAUCCGCGGUGGCGCUGCCGACGUCAUCUUUAAUCAGAAAAAUAUGCGGGUUCUUCGGAGCAGCAAGCCAUGCUCCUACAAUUCCUCAAACUCCUGCAAAUCAAGUGUCAACAAACAGCGUCCAUUCAAAAUGCCGCUUCCUGACCUGAAAAAUGUGCGGGUUCUUCGGAGCAGCAAGCCCCUCCUAUCGCUACGCUCCUUCAAUUCCUCAAACUCACGCAAAUCAAGUGUCAACAGGCAGCGUCCGUUCAAAAUGCAGCUGCCCGACCUGAAAAAUAUGCGGGUUCUUCGGAGCAGCAAGCCACGCUCCUACAACUCCUCAAACUCCUGCAAAUCAAGUGUCAACAAACAGCGUCCGUUCAAAGUGCCGCUUCCUGACCUGUUUCAGACUGAGGCACUACACCGUGAUAUCCUCAACAGGAAUAAAACAGCAUUCAACCAGGUUAUUGAGCGGUACAUUUCCCUGGCACACGGACUUCCUCCUCCACUAGAUGAAUGUCCCUACCAGUCUCCACACAACAGCAAAAACAAACCAAGUUCAACUCCCUUAUACCCCCAGAAGAACCUUUCCAGGACAGGUGCAACCAUAAAAACCAGCACUGUCUCCCCAGCGAUCUCAUUGAGGCAAGAUUCAUGUUGUGAUGAGGAUGAUCUUGUUAGAGAAGUAGAGGAAUCACUGCAGAGGAGGAAACAACAGCUUGGGUUAAGUGAUGACUUUAUAUGUGAGGAGAUAGAGGAUUAUGAGGUUGUUGAGGAUGACCCCACUUGGGAUGGCUCUCAUUACCAUGCCAGGAUGAAUUUACCCACCAGAUUGCAUAAAAAGAGAAAACUUUCUGAUAAUCUUAUUACAAACACAGUGGGGUCGUCUGAUGAAAACAAGUCUCGAAAGAAAGCAAAAGCACCUGUGGAUGAAGUAAGCCUUUCCCAAAACAAAACUGCUGAUUUGAGGAAGCUUUCUGUGCAGGACAGGCUUUCAGAUGUGAGCAACUUACCAAGAAGAAGAGGUAGACCUCCCAAAAGAAAGUCAGUGCUGGAGGUGAAUGCUGAGGGUGAUAUAUCAAAGAAAAAAUGUAGAUUGCCCAAACAAAAGUCAGUGCAGAAGGUGAGCGUUGAGGGUGAUACAUCAAGGAAGAGAGGUAGACAGCCCAAAGCAAAAGUGGCGGCAGAGAGUCAAGAAAAUCUGAGACAGAACAACCCAAGGAAUGAACCCAAACGGAGAGGCAGGCCACCCAAGAAGAAUAAAACAUUGAGUCUGAACCCCACCAAGGACGGAACCUCAAACAAAAGGUCAGGUGAUGAAUACAAAGAACCCAAACGGAGGGGCAGGCCACCCAAGAAGAAUAAAACAUUGAGUGUGAACCCCACCAAGGACGGAACCUCAAACAAAAGGUCACCUGAUGAAAACAAUGAACCCAAACGGAGGGGCAGGCCACCCAAGAAGAAUAAAACAUUGAGUGUGAACCCCACCAAGGACGGAACCUCAAACAAAAGGUCACCUGAUGAAAACAAUGUGCCACAAAAGAGAGGCAGACCAUUCAAACAGAAAGCAACAGGGACUCUUAAGAUCCACACUCAAAACUGUAGUGUAGUGCUGAGAAGGCUUGGUGGGGGCAGUGAGGGCAUCCUGUCUGUAAAUAAAACAAAUGAAACCAGGACAGUGUGCAGUAUUAGAGGUGCAGAAGAGGAGGAGGAAAGACCUCAAGAGAGCAGUGAUAGUAGUGUGAAGUUGGUGCAGGAGGCAGUGGGAGGGACUGCUGGUAUUCUGCAUAGGGUUGAAUAUGGGAAGUAUAUAAUCUGCCUCCUUGACACCAUGGACACGAUGCUUAUCAUGGUAAAUGAAAACUCCAGUGAAACUAGUUCUGUCUGA
This is a messenger RNA of Eriocheir sinensis (Chinese mitten crab), 1899 nucleotides long. RefSeq lists its product as uncharacterized. The transcript is spliced from 6 exons. Gene Ontology annotation, molecular function: DNA binding. The record is from RefSeq and is a predicted model, not a curated record. Bases 76 to 1899 code for a protein of 607 amino acids. NCBI's taxonomy places the organism in Eukaryota, Metazoa, Arthropoda, Malacostraca, Decapoda, Varunidae.